Molecule: messenger RNA, 492 nt
Organism: Sclerotinia sclerotiorum 1980 UF-70
Lineage: Eukaryota; Fungi; Ascomycota; Leotiomycetes; Helotiales; Sclerotiniaceae
Exons: 3
Coding region: 1-492 (163 amino acids)
Source: RefSeq, a predicted model, not a curated record
AUGGCUAAAUACAUUGAUCUCCCCGUAGAUUGGGCUACACACAACGAGGUCGACGUCUCGGCAUUAGAGCAGUGCAUCCACAGAAAAGAUGAAGCACCCGAAGAAUGCACCUGUGAAAUGUGCAACAGCGAGGAAAACCAUCUUAACGGAUUGCAAUGUCCCGAAAAUCGUGUUCGCACAGAUAUUUCUGCUAGACAGGCGAAAGGAUGGCUUGAUAUGUCAGUUCCUCAUCCUGGAUCAGUAAUAAAUAAGGAAUUGCACACCAAAUUCAACAAAAUCCUAAGCCUCACCAUAAACUACACUGGUGAUGAACAAACCGAUAUGUCCAUGGUCCUCCGCCAGCUUCCAAACUACUCCUUAUGGACCGGGAUUCUCGAACUGAUCAUUCGCCCCGGUCUUUCCCGUAAAGAAGCUCCAAGAUCCUACGUCAAACACGUUGAAGAGAUGAAAGCAUUGAACGUUCUCGUUAAUGAAGGAGUCGGUUUUAUGUGA